This is a messenger RNA of Naegleria fowleri, 3477 nucleotides long. RefSeq lists its product as uncharacterized. Lineage: Eukaryota; Heterolobosea; Eutetramitea; Acrasida; Naegleriidae. Bases 1 to 3477 code for a protein of 1158 amino acids. The record is from RefSeq and is a predicted model, not a curated record. The transcript has 9 exons.
AUGAAUGACAACAAUAAUCAAGAAGAGGUUUCUACUCAUUCGGAGAUCACUGAAACAACAACCGUUCAUCCACAAGUAGUGGACCAUUCUUCAUCUGACAAGGCUGAAAUAACGGUUAAAGCAAAUAUUCCGAAUCGGACUGAAGAAGAAGUGUUAAAUGAUUCACAACUUUAUCAUAAGGAGGACAAAAAAUCUGCCAUUCCCGAUCAAUAUUUAAAAUUAUUAUUGAAUCAUGAUCAAACGAAUGAUGAUAUAUCAAAGAAUAUUCAAGACUUUUCUUUAAAGAAACACGAAAAAAUAUUAGAUGAAUUAUUUUCCAAAUAUAACACACUGAAAUAUAUAAUUGAUAAACAUGCAAAUGAAUGUGACAGUAGUGUUAAAUAUUUUCAGUUUCAAACCACAUCGAAUAGAGACAACAAAUUGACCACAUUUCAUCACAUUACAAGUCGAGGAAAACAAGGCAUAUGUGGAGCCAAUGGGAAAAGUGGAAAAGAUGGCCGAUUUGGAUCAAAUGGCAAAACGGGUGUUAUUGCAGGAUUUAAAGAUAUGACCGAAAGAGAAUUCAUAGAUCGAAGACGAUUGAAUGGAUGUGACGGAGAAGAUGGUUCACCAGGAGAAGAUGGAGGAAAUGGUUCCCAUGGAGAAGAUGCCUCUGACAUUUAUCUGAAAGUUUCUCUUGUGGAUGACAAUGUAUUGAAAAUUAGUGGAAGCAUUGAAAUCGAAAUCAAUAACAGUAUGGGACAGUCGUUAGUGUUAGUGGAUUCACGAGGUGGAGAUGGAGGACGUGGAGGUAAUGGUGGACAUGGAGGCAAUGGAGGUAAUGGAGGAAGUGGAGCAAACAACGAAAAUGGAAGGGGAGGAGAUGGUGGCAAUGGUGGAAAAGGAGCUAAUUCUGGAAGAGGUGGAAAUGGAGGAAAUAGUGGGAAAGGUGGAAAUAUAAUUAUUGAAUCCAGUAACAGUGAAUGUUUUAUAUUAUUUAAAGCUCUGACAAGUUGUGGAAAGCAAGGAGAAGCAGGUUUUAAUGGAAGACCAGGUAUUGGUGGAUUUGGAGGUAAUGCUGGAUGUGGACGAUUGAAUGACCAGAUAUACAAUGGAAAGAACGGCAUUUCUGGAGCUGAUGGCACGUCGCCUCCUCUAUCGAAAAAUGGUGCUCCUAACUCUAGUGGAAAUCAUUUAUUUAUUGUAACAGAUAAGAAUGGCAAUGUGGUCGAAUAUAGUGAUGAAAUAUUUAACAUUGUAGUGAAGGACUUCUCGGUUUAUGCAAUUGUUGAUGAUGGCAUCUUCUCACCAGGAGAACCUUGUUACUUGUCAGAUAUAAUUAUUGAAAACAACGGAAAGCUCACUCUUCCCUCCAUGAAAGCCAAACUCUCAUUUCCAAGCAUUUCUUCACAAGAGGUAUUUUUGCCACGCCUUCAACCUGGAGAGAAAGCGACCAUACGUGACAAAUUUAAUUUCAAAAUUAGUUCAGAAUCAGUCAUGACAAUUAGCUCACAAGUUACCGUGAUGGGAGUAAGACUCUCAAAGGAUGGAUGUUUAGAAAAAUCAAUCCCUUGCGGAUUACCAAUCGUUUUGAACAACCUUGAAUAUCCAAAUGUUCUUGGAAGAACACAACCAUGCACGUGUAGAGUUGAUGUGAGAAAUGUGAGCAUUACAAAUUUCAGUCAAAAGAAGAAAAGAUUAGCCAAGAUCAAAGUUUCCAUGAUUGACCAACAUUUAAAGACACGAAUUGUUCGAUCGAUUGCUACUACUGUCGAACCAUUCAGAGAUCAUUUUGAAGAAUCUCUCGAUUUAGACCCUGGCGACACACAGGAUGUGACUUUUGAAAUUGCCGUCGAUGAAAAAGCAUCAUUCUUUGUCGACAAAUUUUGGAAAAUUGAACUUUACGUCUUAUAUGAAAAUGAGAACGAGUAUUGUCUCAUUCAUUCUCGAUCUAACACAAUUCAAAUUAUUCCUCACUACAUUGAGUCAGGAUCUAAUGAAUUUGAUUUACUCUUUGUCAUGCAUCCUGCUUUGAGAAAGAAUGAAUUUUUGAAAUAUCAAAGCAUUAUAGAUGGACUAGGAUUGAACUGCAAUUAUUGGGACAUUUCUAAACAAAAUGGUUUUAGUAGAGUGAAUGGAACAAACGAAAAGCAAUCCAGCAAAUGGCUGAAAGCAUUCUCUGGAAAGGUCAUUAUGUUUCCGUUGGUAUCGGCAGCCAAUGAGGAAAAUUCACACAAAUCUCGACACAAAUCCACCACUUCCUUCUCUGAAAUUGAAAAUGAUUUUAUUCUCGUAUCACAAGAGAACGAUCUGAUUCGUGGAUCAAUCGACGUGGAUUCACAACGGCCACAAAGUUCACGCCGUUCAGGUGAAACCUCAUCACCAAUUGUUGAUCAAAAACAAGAGGAACAAGAACAAAAAUUGAAACAGCAAGAAAAUCUAUGUGAAGAACUUUUUAGUUUUAUUGACACACAAGAUAUCAUUUCACAUAUUAGUAAUGGCGACUCUGGGUUUAUUGUUGUGAAUGGACCAGAAUCGAGUAUGAUCAUUAAUCAUUUAUUUUCAUGUGCUACUCAGAUAGAAAUUGAUGAGAAAUCGCUCUCGUAUGGAUUGAGUGUAUUUUCUUCUCCAACUGAAGAGGCCUUUUUGAAAAAGUGUAACGAUUUUAUUUCCAAAUUACGAGAACAACAUCCAAGCAAACUGUUUAGAUUGAAUCGUGCUAAUUUCAAUGUACAGAAAAAGGGAUUUUCUAAAACCAAACUUGGAGAAGCUAGUUAUCUUUCUCUUGCACCGAUGAGCUGCAUUGACAGAUUGUAUAUUUUACCACAUUUUGGAAAUCUCGAAGAUGAAAAGAUUCACAUUCACAAAACAGUCACAUUCUACACAAACUCCAAAUUCUUUUCAAUUUUCUUCACCUUACUCUGUUCAUUGUCGAUACAGAGAAAAUUACAAAUAUUAACGGAGAGUUAUAGUGGUACAAUCCUAUGUCAUGCUGAAAAUUGGACGUUCAGAUACCAUGAAGAUCAGAGAGAAGAAUAUAGACUGUAUGAUUUAUUGACUUCUGCUCUAUUCUAUGAUCUUAUUCAAGAAUUUUUCUUCAAGGAUUUGGGUUUGAAUCGACUACAUGAAAUGGUAAAAGUUGUUUCCAAUAAUUUACUCGACUUUGCUUUUCAAGACAGCAUUUAUAUGCUGUGGAACAUUAUUCAGCGAUUGGAACGAGCCAAACUCUGGAAAUCCUCAGCAUGGAGCAAAUUGCAAAAUCUUGUUGGAAAGCGCACAGAACUCAUGAAUGUGAAAAAAGGCAUGCAUACUCUUUUGUUUGAAGGCAAAAUGGAACAAAAUGUGAAUCACUUGUUGGAAAUUAAGCAAGAUGCUGAGACCUUUGGUGACCAACUUCGAAUUUUCUUGAAAGAAAACAUUUUCUUUCAGCCUUUGCUCUCUGACGAAUUGAAAAAAUGUUUCAUGGAAGAGUUUAAAGGACACGAAGACCAUCCAUGA